Molecule: messenger RNA, 699 nt
Organism: Penicillium olsonii
Lineage: Eukaryota; Fungi; Ascomycota; Eurotiomycetes; Eurotiales; Aspergillaceae
Source: the annotation of a GenBank genome assembly
AUGCUGAUAUUAGCAGUCGAAAUUGUCGGAUAUAUCGGGCGUGCCGUAUCAAGCAAACAGAGUCCGGAUUGGACUCUGGGCCCUUACAUCGUGCAGACACUAUGUCUUCUCCUCGCCCCAGCUCUUUUAGCAGCUUCAAUUUACAUGCUGCUCGGCCGCAUCAUCCUGGUUCUGCAGGCAGAAUCGCAUGCAAUUGUGAAAAAGAAGUGGCUCACCAAGAUUUUCGUUGCUGGUGAUGUGAUGUCAUUUCUUUUGCAAGGCGCCGGUGGGGGUAUUCAGAGCAGCGGGAGUCUUGAUGGCAUGAAGAACGGCGAGAGAAUUAUCAUUGUCGGCCUUUUCGUCCAAAUCAUCUUUUUUGGUUUCUUCAUUGUUGUCACAGUGCUGUUUGACCUGAAAUUACGCAAAUACCCUAUCCCACGCUGCUUCGACAAUGGGAUCCCUUGGCGCAGACACCUCAACAUGCUAUACACGACAAGUGUAUUGAUCCUGGUCCGCUCGCUAUUUCGACUGGUUGAAUACAUACAGGGCAAUGCUGGCUUUCUUCUACGACAUGAGAUUUUUCUAUAUGUUUUUGACGCACUGCUCAUUUUCAUUGCCAUGGUUGCCUUCAAUGUCACUCAUCCCGAUGGAAUCACUCGUCUUUUGAAAACGGUACCGGAAUAUGAGUUAACUUGUGCUCCGGAUGAGCCUGUUCGUUGA